GCCAAGAAUAUUUUAAACCCAUUUCUUUUGAGAAAUAUGAAACAAAACAAUCACUGCCCAGAUAGAGCAGUUCUGCCUUGUUGACGCUUCCUCUUCCUGCAUGAGAAGAGAAACGGUCGCUCGCGAACUUUGAGACAUGCCGAGUAAAAAGAAGAAGUAUAACGCCAGAUUUCCACCGGCACGCAUAAAGAAGAUCAUGCAAACAGAUGAGGAAGUUGGAAAAGUUGCAGCAACAGUACCUGUAAUAAUAUCUAGGGCACUGGAGUUGUUUAUAGAAUCUCUAAUAGUACAGGCGAGUCAGACAACAUUGUCAAAAAAAGCAAGGACUUUGUCUGCAUCACAUCUUAAGCAAACAAUACAGUCUGAGAAGAAGUAUGACUUUCUACAUGAGCUGGUUGCCAAUAUUCCUGAUCACCAGACAGAGGAAGAUGGUGGUAGUGAGUGUACAUCAGUGAUAGAAAAUCAAGAUAAAUCAAAUCAGAGUGCAGUCAAACGACCACGUGGAAGACCCAGGAAACCCAGAGACCCCUCUGGAGCUGUGCAGAAGAAAGAAAGAAAAAGAAAACAAGCCAAAAUGGAGUCUUCGGAAGAUUCAGAUUCGGAUGCCUCAGAAGAAACAGAUGAUGCAGUGGAAGAUUCAGAAGGCGAGGGUGAAGCCAGCUGUAGUGGCAACAAUUUUUCCAGCAUCCCGUCCACGUCUUCAGGGCUGUUGCUAAUGCCACCUCCUACACCUUCUGUACCUCCUGUUCCCUUGUACUCUGGGAUGACUGUAUCUCCACCUGUUUCUUGGUCCCUUCAAGCACCUGGGCCUGUAGGAUUUUCACAGAUGCCUGUUCCAGUGAUGAGAGCGGGUCUUCGGACGGCAGAAGAUGAUGAUUAUGACACAUGAUGACUUGAACGUGGCUUUGUAAUGUUGCAGUAUGAGUGUGUGGGUGGCUGAUGAAUGCAAAGAAAUGUAAAAGAGGUUAGUUGGUGAUGACACAUUUAUUUUACGGUUGGGUGGAGUAAUGGGGGGUGGAGAAGAAGAGACAUCCUUGGAAGGCAAAUUCUGAGGAUGAUUCCUGUCAAUAAUUCAACAUAUUGCUGACUCCCAUUGGCUGUACCAGUUGUAUUGAUACCUCUUGGUGCACAAUGUACAUUGGGUGGGGAGGAGUUUUUAAUGGUCUUUUUCUCAGGUCUCCUCAAGUUUCUUGCAUUUGGUUGAUGUGUGAGAUGUAUUGAAUUUGUUCCUGUUUACCUUUUUGGUGUAGAUGACAAGAGUUCAGCAUCAAUUCUUAAGGAGGGACAUGACAUUACUGGGUGACUGACUUUUUGGUGCAAUGCUUUGGGCCUGUUCUGUUGCGUAUAGAUAGGCCAUGUUAAGAAUAAUGAAAGAGAAAUUUUCUUAGCUCUGUCUUUACUGGUUAGGGAGUUAUUUAAGUUGGAAUGUGACAAAAGGUAAAACUGAGAAAAGUGGAAAAGAAAUGAGUAAGUCUUUCUUUGUAGAAAGGUAGUGUAAGAAAAACCAGGAAAACGAAAAAUGUGAUUGCAAGUUAGUCAAGUUUGCAUUCUUUAGAUAAAUAAAAUUCAGCCCUUUCUAAAUGUGGGAUCCAUGACUUAUUUACUCUUGAUGUAGUCAAAGUUCAAGUCUCGGGAAAUGAAAAAAAAAAUGCUAAAAAUAUUUUUGAAGAUAUUUUAAACUAAAUAAAGCACAGAAAAGGUAUUCUAGAUUCAGAAUGUAUAAUAGUCUCCUAGCUGUAAUUUUUGUCAAAAUACACUACUGUGUGCCUCCUUCAGCAUUUGCAGAACUCUUUAUAGCUGCGUAUUUGUGUUAUCAAACAAGUGUCAGUACUGCUGAAGUUCUAGUAAAGACUAAUGGGAUUGUUUAUUGCUCUUGUCUAAGGAUAUGCAGGUAGAAUGUGGUGUACUGAAGUGUGUGUAUGAUAUAUCACAUUUAGCUUAUUUGAGCUGCUGCCUCUUGGAGAAACAAGUUUUUUCUUUGUGAUGUUUUUAAAAACAAAAACCUGUCCACUUUCAUUUCAGUGGUGAUGUGAUUGUUUAAAGUUUAACAUUUCUUUGUAGCAUUAAAAAAAGUCACAGAAUGCUCAGAAGAUUGCUAUGAUGAAAUUUUAAUGCAGUGCUUUGCUCCAUCUUAGAUCAUUUAAAACAAAAGUUUGUAUUGGCAUAAAAGAAGUGGAAUUCUUUAUAUUGUCAUCUCUAGGUCUGGAUUUGUCUUUGUAUUGGUUUAGGGUGCAGUCUUUCAGCCUUAGAAAAAAAAUAAAACAAACCCAAAUUUGUAAUUUUACUCUCACCAAUUUUUGCUAGUUCGUUGUUUUGACUUGUUGACAUUUUCUCCUACCCUGUGAUCCUGAUAUGCAUCAUAGCACUUUGUCAUCUUCUCAAGCAUGUUGCAAGUGCAAUGCAGAAUUAUUUCAUGUGCCCAGUGUUUAUUACAGCAGCAUUUUCCUAAAAGUUUUUAGCUACCCAGGGAUCCUAACAAUUGCCACAGCAAUAGUUUUUUGAUCUGUUUCUGAUUUCCUAAGCAUCCUCCCAGUGCAAUGUUAUACUCAGAAAUUUUAUUUGUAAAAGUAAAGAUUCGAAAAAAGUGCCUUGAAGGCAUGUCAUUUUCUUUUCUUUUGCAUCCCAAAUUGCUAGGGCAUAUUUCUGUAAAAGCCAAACAAGUGAGUGUGCAUAGAAGUGUCCAACUACCCUGCUUCCCCUACUCCCAACAGAUGCAGUGAAACACAAGGGUCAUGGUAAAAAAUGCAGACAUUUGAACCACAUCAACCACAGUUUAAUGUAUGAUUUGUAUUUGAGAAUACACGCAGCAUUUUAGGAUCUGCUGAUACGGCGACCAAGUAGGUUGAGAAGGGAUAUUUGUAUAUGACGAUACAUGAGAAUGUUUAUGGUAAUAUGAUUUUAUGUUAAUGAAUCUGCCAUCAGUUGAAUAAAAAAAAAUCUCAUUUUA
Messenger RNA from Pomacea canaliculata, 2947 nucleotides. Its product is annotated as dr1-associated corepressor-like. Gene Ontology annotation, molecular function: transcription coactivator activity; RNA polymerase II general transcription initiation factor activity; protein heterodimerization activity. The transcript is spliced from 7 exons. The record is from RefSeq and is a predicted model, not a curated record. Gene Ontology annotation, cellular component: nucleus; negative cofactor 2 complex. Bases 137 to 889 code for a protein of 250 amino acids. Lineage: Eukaryota; Metazoa; Mollusca; Gastropoda; Architaenioglossa; Ampullariidae. Gene Ontology annotation, biological process: transcription by RNA polymerase II; negative regulation of transcription by RNA polymerase II; positive regulation of transcription by RNA polymerase II.